Messenger RNA from Zootoca vivipara (common lizard), 1579 nucleotides. It is a transcript of the gene RHAG, whose product is annotated as Rh associated glycoprotein. The record is from RefSeq and is a predicted model, not a curated record. Lineage: Eukaryota; Metazoa; Chordata; Lepidosauria; Squamata; Lacertidae. Gene Ontology annotation, molecular function: ammonium channel activity. Gene Ontology annotation, biological process: ammonium homeostasis; ammonium transmembrane transport. Gene Ontology annotation, cellular component: plasma membrane.
UCUAAGACAGGAGACUUUUGUAAAGUUCUCCUUUCAGUGAGCUUGACAUGGGCAAGGGUGAGUUUUUGCCAUGUCAUUCUGUUUUAACCCAAAGGAAUAUAAACAUUGAGCCUCUCUCUCUCUCUCAUUAUCACUCGUCUGCAGACUGCUGCAAGGCUGGCCAACACAGAUCCAUCUUCCUUCACAACCAUGAGGAUCAAAUUCCCCAUACUUGCCAUUUUCUUGGAGGUGGUCAUUAUAAUUUUAUUUGGGGUAUUUGUAAAAUAUGGAUAUGACACAGUGGACAGGAGACAAGUAUACCCACUCUUUCAGGAUGUUCAUGUGAUGAUAUUUGUUGGCUUUGGUUUCCUGAUGACUUUCCUGAAGAAAUAUGGCUUCAGCAGUGUUGGCAUAAACUUCCUGGUUGCAGCCUUGGGUCUCCAGUGGGGCAUCCUGAUGCAAGGAUUCUGGCAUAUGCACUCCAAUGAAAUCCGCAUCAACACUAAAAGCAUGAUCAAUGCAGACUUCAGCACAGCAACUGUCCUGAUUUCCUUUGGAGCUGUCCUGGGGAGAACAAGUCCAAUCCAGAUGCUGAUCAUGGCCAUUUUUGAAAUCGCCAUCUUUGCCUGCAACGAACACCUUGUCGCGUCAGUACUAGGGGCCACUGAUACUGGUGCAUCCAUGACUAUUCAUGCUUUUGGAGCCUAUUUUGGGCUAGCAGUAUCUCGGGUCAUAUACCGCCCUGCUCUGAGAGAUGGACAUAAAAAUGAAGGUUCUGUUUACCAUUCCGACAUGUUUGCUAUGAUUGGUACCCUUUUCCUCUGGCUGUUUUGGCCCAGUUUUAACUCAGCAAUUGCAGCAACAGAAGAUGCCCAGCAAAAAGCGAUCAUCAACACAUACUUUGCUUUGGCAGCUGGUACGCUCACAGCAUUCGCCACCUCUAUCCUGUUGGAAGGCAGAGGAAAACUGGACAUGGUGCACAUUCAAAAUGCUACCUUGGCAGGAGGAGUUGCUGUGGGUUCCUGUGCUGACCUGAACAUCUUGCCUUUCGGUGCAAUGUUAAUUGGCAGCACAGCUGGAUUCAUCUCAGUUGUUGGAUUCAAAUACUUGACUCCUUUCUUUGCCUCAAAGCUGAAGAUUCAAGACACCUGUGGAGUCCAUAACCUGCAUGGCUUACCUGGCCUUUUGGGAGGCAUUGCAAGUAUCAUUGCAGCUGCUUUACAAGUCGAGAACAAUUUAUCGACUGGUAUGCAGGCUGCUGCUCUGGGGUGCUCCAUUGCAAUUGCUUUGACAGGAGGAGCUUUGACAGGACUGAUUCUACAUUUGCCUUUCUGGGAGCAACCACCUGAUCAGAACUGCUAUGACGACUCCGUGUAUUGGGAGGUUCCCAUUGAAGAGCCAUCAUGGGAGAGCAGUUAUCAUUUACCAAGAGAGCCACAGCAAGCUCAGCAUUGAAGCACAGAAGGAACUAUACAUAUUUAGCUAUUUUCCCAAAGGUGUUUUCUGUUUCCGGUGAAAUAACUGGACCAUGCAUUGUUGUUGUUUUUUCAGCUUAUAUCUGCUUUAAUUUACUGCAAAAAUAAAACCAGAGCAAAAUGUU